Messenger RNA from Chinchilla lanigera (long-tailed chinchilla), 1902 nucleotides. It is a transcript of the gene Sec22c, whose product is annotated as SEC22 homolog C, vesicle trafficking protein. NCBI's taxonomy places the organism in Eukaryota, Metazoa, Chordata, Mammalia, Rodentia, Chinchillidae. Bases 87 to 1364 code for a protein of 425 amino acids. The transcript is spliced from 7 exons. The record is from RefSeq and is a predicted model, not a curated record. Gene Ontology annotation, biological process: endoplasmic reticulum to Golgi vesicle-mediated transport.
AAGAUCGCAAGUUCGAGGCCAGCCUGGGCAACUAAGUGAGAGUCAGUCUGCGUAAGUAAGUAAAUAAAACACAUUAGGGCUGGGAUAUGGCUCAGGGUUCCAUCUCUCGUCCCGCAGAUCACAAAGCCACCCAUCCCUGGCCCACUCCGACGGUAAUGUGCAUUUAUACACCUGUUAGUGGUGUGGGGCUGUCACGCUGCCGUGUUCUCGUGACACAGCGCCCUCGCGGGCGUGUCGCUCCCGUGGACUUUGCCUCCGUCCACGCUGGCAGCGGCCGCGGACCCCACGUCCGGAGCAGAGCGCAGCGCCGGGGCUUCCUGCCCUUCGCCCGGGCAGGAAUUGAGCGCACCUCCCGAAGUCCAGCGGUGAGCCAUGCGGGUCUGGACCUCGACCCGCAGGUGUCCCCAUGCCUCCUCCCGUGGACCAUGUCCAUGAUCUUCUUCACUAGCGUGGUACGGGUGAGGGACGGCCUGCCCCUGUCGGCCUCCACCGAUUUCUACCACGCCCCGGCCUUCCUGGAAAGCAGGCGGCGCCUCAAGGCCUUAGCUGUGCAGCUGGCCCAGCACCCGGGCCGGGGCUCCGCGGAGAGCCAGGACUUCCGGAUACACUUCUCUUCUGCAGGGGAUGUGGCCUGCAUGGCCAUCUGCUCCCGCCAGUGCCCCGCAGCCAUGGCCUUCUGCUUCCUGGAGACCCUGUGGUGGGAGUUCACGUCGUCCUUCGACACCACCAGAGUCAGCCUCGCCUCCAGGCCGUACGCCUUCCUCGAGUUCGACAGCACCAUUCAGAAGGUGAAGCGGCAUUUUAACCACGCGAGCGCCUCUCAAAUGCAGAGCAGCUUGGAGAAGGUGCAGGAGGAGCUGGACUUCCGGCCCCCAGUGGUCCUCUCCCUGGAAGAGACAGACGCGGCCGGCAGGCUGGCGAACGGCCACGUGCCCGUGCUCCUGGAGCCUGCAGACGCUUGCGUCUCUCCUCGUCAAGCUCCCACUUUCCGCAUGGAGCCUGUGACUGCCCUGGGAGUCCUGUCCCUCGUCCUCAACAUCAUGUGCGCUGCUCUCAACCUCAUCCGCGGAGUUCACCUCGCAGAGCACUCCUUACAGGUGGCCCAGGAGGAAAUUGGGAACAUCCUGGCUUUCCUCAUUCCUUUUGUAGCCUGCGUUUUCCAGUGCUACCUGUACCUGUUCUACAGCCCAGGCCGCACGGCAAAGGUGCUGCUGCUGCUGCUCUUCAUCUGCCUGGGCAACGCGUACCUGCACGGGCUGCGCAACCUGUGGCAGAUCCUCUUCCACGUCGGCGUGGCCUUCCUGUCCUCGCACCAGAUCCUCACGCGGCAGCUGCAGGAGAAGCAGUCGGACUGCAGCGUGUGAGGCCCCUCGGGCGGCGCUGCCUUCCUCUGAGGGUUGGUCCCUGCCGGCCUUCCUCCUUCUGACUUUACCUGCUUCUGUCUGUGAAGCAACUUUGGGCCAUGCCGGUGCAGAGCCGGAGUGAGGGUCCUGGCAGGGUCGGGUCGGGGUGCCCCUCCGCUGCGCUGAGGAUGACAGCCUGUGCCCCGGCCUGGCUCUCAGGAAGGUGCCGUGGGAGAGCAGGCCGAGCGUUUGGUCUUUAUGGAAGCAGGCUGCAAGCACUCUGUCCACGCGGUUGUCUCCAAGGAACCGGUCCAAAAUCCGAGUCUGCUCUGCAGUCUAAAUAUGACUCAGUUUUAAAUAUGACUCAGCUCUUUUCCUUUGAUAAGAGGGUCAGAACAGGGUGAAUUAGAAACUUAAAUGUGGUUCAUAAAUACAAGCUAGAUAAAUUUUGUUUACAUUUUUGAGAACUUAGGUUUGCUGUACCUUUGGAAUAUUUAUAUUUUGGAUAUAAAUUGAACUGAGUAGGAUGAGAACAAAUUUAAACUGAGAAAAUGGUGAA